This is a messenger RNA of Aedes aegypti (yellow fever mosquito), 4943 nucleotides long. It is a transcript of the gene Ca-Ma2d, whose product is annotated as voltage-dependent calcium channel subunit alpha-2/delta-3. Gene Ontology annotation, molecular function: voltage-gated calcium channel activity. The transcript is spliced from 14 exons. Lineage: Eukaryota; Metazoa; Arthropoda; Insecta; Diptera; Culicidae. Bases 265 to 3906 code for a protein of 1213 amino acids. The record is from RefSeq and is a predicted model, not a curated record. Gene Ontology annotation, cellular component: voltage-gated calcium channel complex.
CUCACCGUGCUCAGUCUCGAACGAACCGCGGUCGCGUACGGAAGGCGUAGUUUCAUUUCAUCUUCGCACGGGAAAUUUUUCAUCUUAUCUCUCUUCAUCCCAGGACAUCUUCCAUUGCAUGCAAUGGUGACUUUAACCUGCUGGCAGAAAAAGUAGAAAAUCUUGCUUUUGCGACCAUUUCCCACGUGGGAAACGCGGUUUUUCCAGCAGAAAUAUGUGCGUUAGAUAAUAUUAUUAGCAAUAGUGUGUGAUUUAGCGGUGAAAAUGUGUGCUAAAGUGGGAAAAUGGAGCUCCAAACGGGGGCUCAUGCUGAGUAUCGCUAUAUUCCUUUUAUGGAUGAAAUUGCCGGACCAAAGUGCUGAUGCAACUGUACAGACUGAAAUAAUGGAAAAAUGGGGUGAUAACUUCGGGGAAGAACUGUGGGACCUGGCUCAAACCAUGACGAAGGCUAGCGAAAUCACGCAGAAAUACAAAGCAUACAAUGCCCGGGUGGAGCACAAGGACGGCACCAGUCUGAUCAAAUCUAUCGUGGAUAAUGUCGGCCGGAUGUUGAUCCGCAAGAUGGACGCCAUCAAGUGCAUCAUCAACAUGGCCGAGCAGUUGUCCGAGGAGUUCGAGUUCAACGAAACCAUCGCGGGCAACUUCACGUACUAUUCGAGCAAGUAUUCGAAUAUCGAUGGUCGACCUGAGCCCAACAUACCGUCGUCGUUGGAGGAGAACAUCUGGAUGUACCGGAAUAUGUAUUUGAAUCCAGAUACGCACUUCUUCAACAUCUCGGUGAACACGUCGUACAGCUCGGUGCACGUGCCCCAGAACGUGUACGACCGGUACCCGUGGGUGAUGGAAGCUCUCCAAUGGUCCGAAGCGUUGGACGACGUGUUCAUGCAGAACUACAACUCGGAUCCGGCGCUGUCGUGGCAGUAUUUUGGUUCCUACACGGGUAUUCUGAGGCAUUAUCCGGCGUUGGAGUGGGACCGACGGCAGGUGGAUACAUUCGACUGUAGAAAGCGGUCGUGGUACAUUGAAACGGCCACCUGCUCGAAAGACAUUGUGAUUUUGCUCGAUAAUUCCGGUUCGAUGACCGGCUAUCGUAACUACAUAGCUCAAUUAACUGUUAAAAGUAUACUAGAUACGUUUUCCAAUAACGAUUUUAUCAACAUCUAUAAGUACUCGAACGACGUAGAUCCUUUAGUGGAUUGUUUCGCGGAUAUGCUGAUUCAAGCAACUCCGGAGAACAUUCGAUUUAUGAAUGAAAAGGUUCGAGGACUUGAACCAGAUGGCUAUGCCAAUGUCAAGAAAGCCUUCGUGAAGGCUUUUGAGCUGUUACAACAUUACCGUGAGAUGCGAAGGUGCAACGAGACGGUUAGUGGUUGCAACCAGGCCAUCAUGUUGAUCACUGAUGGAGUGCCCAGUAACAUAACCGACGUGUUCGAGCAGUACAAUUGGUUCGAAAAUGGAACCAAAAUUCCGGUGCGAGUGUUCACUUACCUUCUUGGACGGGAAGUGACCAAAGUGCGGGAAAUCCAAUGGAUGGCUUGUUUGAAUCGAGGCCAUUACUCACACAUCCAAUCGUUGGAUGAAGUACAGGAAGAGGUGCUGAAGUACGUAACUGUGAUAGCAACGCCUUUGGUUCUGCAAGGCGUUGAACAUCCUCCGACAUGGACCCAUGCGUUCACGGAUACAGCGGAAAAUCUUCAGUCGGAUGCAGACGACGAUGAACCACCUCGGUUGAUGAUUGCAGUCGGUGCACCAGCAUUCGAUCGGAAAGCGAAUCAUUAUAAUGAAACUCGGACGGCACGACUGCUUGGAGUAGCGGGAACGGAUAUUCCUCUCGAAGAUCUGGAUGAUCAGACGCUGCCUUACAAGCUUGGAGUAAACGGAUACUCUUUCAUCGUGAGUAACAACGGAUACGUGGUAAUGCAUCCAGAUCUUCGACCUGUUUACAAAGGUCGUCUCAAGGAGAACUACAACAGUAUAGAUUUAACAGAAAUCGAGCAAGUACUGAACGAUAUCAUGGAAGCCUCGGACGAAACUUUGACGGGACGUGAAGUGAAUCCGCAAAUGGAAGCUCUCAGAGAAAACUUGGUCUUUUCGAAAUCGGGCAAGAUGUUGAAGGUUCCGGUUCGGUUUCAUUACGAUAAAAUGCGGCGAGUGUCGCUGGAAUAUCAGGACUAUUACUACGAACCCUUGGAGAACACUCCAUUCUCGUUGGGUUUAGUGCUGCCCCAUGAUUACGGCAAUACAUGGAUUAAGGUUGGAGAUGAGAUCAAACGAAACCAGCAUAUGGGACUGAACAUAUCCGACUUUUUCGUUGGAGAGAAUUGGAAACUUCAUCCGGAUUGGAUCUACUGCAAAUACCACUACCUGGAGGGCCACGAGUUCAAAACCCCGGAGGAUGAGCUGCGCCACUUUUUGGUGCGGCUUUACGAACCGAACUGGAAAUGGUUCCAGCAGUAUGAGUCCGAGCCGGACGAUAUCGAAAAAGAUGGUGACGAACCGAACUGUGGUAGAAAAACGCUGGACGAUGAUGCUUACUAUUGCAAUAAGGAGCUAGUUCAGCUGUUGGUAUUUGACGCGAAGGUGACAAACACCAGCUACCGGAAUUGGGAGUUUGAGAAUGAAAAUGAGCGAAGAAUCAUUGAUAUGUACAACGCCACGCUACGCUUCGUUGCAACUAUGAGUGGCCUUACGAGGUGGCAGUUUAUUUUUGGGGAGGUUGAAGUAGAUUCUGACAACGAGUUCGGUGACUAUCACAAAAAAGCCAUCGACGAGACUUGGUACAGAAGCGCCAUCUUGCAGCACAAAAUUGAUCCGAAAAGUUUCGUGUAUUCGGUGGCUCACGCUUCGGACGAACCGGAAGACGAAGAACUGAAAGUUACCGCGUCGAUGGGCAUCUUUCCUAGAGAUGGAGGUUUUGAAACACCAGGCUGUGUAACGGGAUUCCAAUUUUCGCAUCAGCUGAUGUACGAGCGCUUCAUGGAAAUUACGUCGAGAACAACAUGUGAUGGCUGCAUAGAAACUUGCAAUUCGGAAAGCCGUGAUUGUUACGUAAUCGACCACAACGGGUAUGUGGUUUUGUCGGAGACCUACAACGAUACGGGUCGAUUUUUCGGCGAAAUUCAAGGCGCAAUUAUGCAAUCGAUGGUGGACAAGGAAAUCUUCUCCAUGAUAACGGUAUUUGACCUGCAAGGGCUGUGCGACCAUGAACGAGUAGCUCAGAACGAUGGUUUCUCGUUGAUGCAUCCCUUACGAGCACUGAUGCUGGGAAUAAACUGGCUGAUAGCGGAGUUCUUCAUAACUUUAUCGAAGUUUGACUUCUGGGUGCAUGGCAUUCCUAGUCCUGAAUACGAUUAUGACACCGGAGUUGAGUACGAAGACACCGACUAUGGUGACAUGUCACGACCCAAGCCGAAGAAGCCUCUGGUAGAUGAAGAAGAGGAGUAUUUUAACCGUCCCAAGGAAAUCAAAAUGGAAACUGUGUACGAAGCGUGCGACAAAAAGUCCAACCUGUACGUUAUGCAGCAGGACAAGUUCAUCAAGGGUGACGGAUUCUUCUACGAAUCAGAACCGGUCAAUCCUAUGGAACUGUUGCACCGACCGUACUUUGCCAAACGGGUUCCACGUUCGAAUUUACUGAUGGUCAUCGUCGAAAGUGAGUAUCCAUCGGACCAUGUGAUUCUGUCGGCGGCUCCCCAAAACGUCAUGCACAAUGGGAGUCAGGCGCUUCCGUGCGUGAAAACAAGGCUAAACUUUUUACCCCGCCGACGGCUGGAGGAAUGCUACACCGAGCAUCCUGACGAGGACAUAGUGGCUCAGUGUGGCGAAGCCUCCAUGCCAACAAUUCAACUGACUGUAGUGAUAUCGUCCCUAGUAUCACUUUUGUUAUAUCGAUGUGCCCAAAUGUAGUCUUAUUUUAAACUAAACUAGUCAAACCUGGAGGUAGUGAACAUUCGAUACUCUCGGUCAAAACCAAAGUCUUUGUACACUGUAGGAAUAGAGCAAACAGUUUUAGAGCAAGCAUAUACCUGUAGAUGAAAAACUGAGAGAACUUUUUUACUAAAACAAAAAAAAACAUUAGGAAGAAGUGUGAUUUGUUCGCAUAUUCGUCCCAUUUAGGGGAGAACAACUUACGGAAGAGACAAAUUUGUUACGAAACCUAUUUUUCUUUCUAUAGCGAAACGCACAUUCAAGUGAAGAGUCUCUUGGAAUCUAUACAAUCAGGAUGAGUCAAUCUUUUUGAACUUGUACUUACCUCUUGCGUCCACAAUUAUGCCAUUCGAAGACCAAACAUUUCCGCCCUUCAAUUUCUCUCUCUCUCUAUUUCUGAUAUACAUAAACCAUAUUGUUGCAAUUUUCAAACCAUUUCACCGAUAAAGGUCGAGCUAAACACUCAAAUCUAUACACCAACCGAGCUCGAAUUUGCAAUGACACGAGUGUUAUAUCAUUCCUUUUAACGCGAGCUGCACUCUUUACACUACAGGAAAACGGAAACACAAACGGAAUAUACAGAACCUCAUUCAAUACUCAAACGGCGUGUGGGGCAAACGGGUCCUGCUGCACAAGACAAUGUUGAUUUUAUUUUUGAUAUAAAGUUGUUACUGAGAAAAUGGAAGGGUUUAAGAAAAUUUCAUGAAAAAAGUAAUUGAUUUGGUUUUAAAUGAUUAGCCAGAAUAUUGUAGUUCGAUAACACGGAUCAAAUAUUUAGACAAUUGCAUAUAACGUACAACAAACCUUCUUGGAAAGGAGUUACCCAGAACGCAAUAUUUAGAAGAUUGGCGAUUUAAACGGUGGUGUUUAUUCAUAGGAGUAGCUAGUUGAAGUCGUCCUUUUAAUGGGAGUUUUAUUCAGUUAAUGCAGUUAUUGAGAUAUUUUUAAGUUGAUUAUUUGUUUGAUGUAACGAGAUAUAAUACGAAAUACUCGGAUAUAAAACUGUUGUUAAGUUA